Messenger RNA from Mugil cephalus (flathead mullet), 3013 nucleotides. Its product is annotated as synaptic vesicle glycoprotein 2B-like. The transcript is spliced from 15 exons. Gene Ontology annotation, molecular function: transmembrane transporter activity. Gene Ontology annotation, cellular component: membrane. The record is from RefSeq and is a predicted model, not a curated record. NCBI's taxonomy places the organism in Eukaryota, Metazoa, Chordata, Actinopteri, Mugiliformes, Mugilidae. The coding region runs from base 315 to 2378 and encodes 687 amino acids. Gene Ontology annotation, biological process: transmembrane transport; chemical synaptic transmission.
CGUCGUCAGUGUGUUGAUGCUCUUUGCAUCCGUCCUCCACAAACUCCUCGUCCUCCUCGUCCUCCUCUGGUCUUUCUCUGAUUUUUCUGGUCUCUGUCUUUCUUCUGGAGGACGUAGUUGUGUCUCAUCUCGUCUCGUCCCGGAGUGAAGAUGAUGUGACGGACUCUGGAGCAUGAUUCUACGAGCCUCAUGUUCACACAGUAAAUACGUCACUAAUGACUCUGACCGGAUAAUUUCACUCACUGUCACACAGAGUUAACCAGACAAAACCUUCUAGUGUACUGCAAUACUAGCCUUUAGCCUCGUUAGCCAAGAUGGCUGACCACUACCAGAACAACAUCUACCACCACCAAGAAGUGGGUGACAGCUACGGGACGUAUGGAGAGGGCCAUGAGGAAUACGGAUACCAGGCGGACUACCCUCCCCAGGAAGAGGACGCUGCAAGUGAUGUGACCGAAGGACACGAUGAAGAGGAUCAGAUGUACGAAGGAGAAUAUCAAGGCAUCCCACAUCCGGACGAGGUGAAGGCUGCUCCGAGAGAUGCACGGGCUAAAGCUCGAGCCACCGGUAGCGCCGUCUCGGAGCUGGAGGAGUUAUCGGAGCAGUACGAGGACAUCAUGCAGGACUGUGGACACGGGAAGUUCCAGUGGACGCUGUUCAUGGUUCUGGGUUUGGCUCUAAUGGCCGACGGCGUCGAAUGUUUCGUGGUCGCAUUCGUUUUGCCGUCAGCGGAGAAAGAUCUUUGUCUGUCCAACGCAGAGAAAGGAACUCUGGGUCUGGUGGUCUUCCUGAGCAUGAUGGUGGGGGCCUUCCUGUGGGGGGGUCUGGCUGAUAAAGUGGGCCGGCGUCGCUGUCUGGUCGUGGCCUUGGCUAUAAACUGCGUCUUUGCCUUCCUGUCCUCAUUCGCUCAGAGCUACGGCUUCUUCCUCUUCUUCAGGCUGCUGUCGGGCAUCGGCAUCGGAGGCAGCGUUCCCAUCGUCUACUCGUACUUCUCCGAGUUCCUCCAGAUGGAUAAGAGAGGAGAGCACCUGUCCUGGUUGUGCAUGUUCUGGAUGAUCGGAGGGAUCUACGCCUCCUUCACGGCCUGGGGCAUCAUCCCCACAUACGGCUGGGGCUUCAGUAUGGGCUCAGAGUUCCAGUUCCACAGCUGGAGGGUGUUCGUCCUGGUGGCUGCUCUCCCGGCCGUCACCUCUCUGGUGGGACUCACCUUCAUGCCCGAGAGCCCCCGCUUCCUCCUGGAGAACGCCAAACACGACGAGGCCUGGAUGAUCCUGAAACAGGUCCACGACACCAACUGGAGGGCCAAGGGUCAACCCGAGAAGGUCUUCACCGUGACUCACAUCAAGACUCCAAAGACGGCCGAGGACGAGUUCAUCGAGAUCCAGAGCUCCACGGGGACGCCGGUGCAGCGCUGGGCCGUCAGGUCCCUGACGCUCUGUAAACUGGUCCUGAGGAACGUGGCGUCCCUCCUGUCCCCUGAGCUGAGGCUGGCGACGCUCUUCAUGGCCGUCAUCUGGUUCUGCAUGGCCUUCAGUUACUACGGUCUCUCCGUGUGGUUUCCUGACAUGAUCAAAUACCUGCAGUACCAGGACUACGAGGCCAGGGUCAAGGUGUUCCAUAGAGAACGAGUGGAGAACUUCCAUUUCAACUUUUCUCUGGAGAACCAGAUCCACAAGGAGGGCGAAUACAUCCGGGACAAGUUCAUCAGUAUAGAGAUGAAGUCAGUGAAGUUUGAGGACUCUCUGUUUGAAGACUGUCACUUUGAGGACAUCAGGUCCACAGACACAGUGUUUGAGAACUGCACCAUCGUCUCCACUGUCUUCUACAACACAGACCUAUGGGAGGAGAAGUUCAUCGACUGUAGGAUGGAGAACACCUCCUUCCUAAACAACAAACAUGGCUGCCACUUGGACACCGAGGAGGACAACGACGUCCUCAUCUACCUGGUCAGCUUCCUGGGCAGCCUGGCCGUCCUCCCAGGAAACAUCAUCUCAGCCCUGUUCAUGGAGAAGUUCGGCCGAGUCAAGAUCAUAGGUGGAUCCAUGCUCAUUUCAGCCGGCUGCACCUUGUUCCUGUUCCUGAGCUUCAGUGAAUCAGCCAUCAUCGUCCUGCAGUGUUUGUUCUGUGGCGUCAGCGCCGCAGCCUGGAACGGCAUCGAGGUGGUUACCGUGGAGCUGUACCCCACCUCCAAGAGGGCGACUGCGUUCGGUGUCCUCAAUGCUCUCUGUAAACUCGCCGCCGUCCUGGGCAGCUCCACCUUCUCCGGCUUCGUGGGCGUCUCCAAGGCCGUCCCCGUCCUGUGGUCCUCGGCCGCGCUGGUGGGAGGCGGCCUGGUGGCGCUGAAACUGCCUGACACGAGGCAGAAGAUCCUCCAGUGAGGUGCCUGAGGAUGGGGGGGGAGUGGUGGGGGGUGGAAACAUGUCUGCUUCAGUGUGGAAGCUGUUUGACUCUGACUUCACUCCAAGAAAGAAGAGAAAAAGUCACAGCUGUUAAAUGUUGAGAGUCAAGAGCUCGUUUCUUCAUGUGAACCGUUUGUUUCAUAAGAUGUGGGGGAGGGGGUGAUGAUGGUGAUGGUUUUAUUUCCGGUUCCUCUUCAUGCGACGCAUGAGAAGGAAAAAUGUGCAAAACUUUUCUGCAAUUUCAACAGUUAACACAUGAAACAGAGAAAGAACAAAUAUUUACCUUGAAGAGACUGAAGUCAGAGUGAAUCCAUGUUGAAGAUGAAUUAAUGAGCCAAUUAAUGAACGAAUUAAUGAACUAAUUAAUGAACUAAUUAACGACUGUUUCUGCUCUUCAGGUUUGAAAUGAAACUAACACUUUGUGUCUUUGUCCUGCAUGAAAACUCACCUGGAAACAACCUGAGUCACUUAUUUUCACCUUCGCCUCAAACUCUGGACGGAUUUAUGCUCCUGUGUCACUGGUCCUCCUCAUCCUCCUUAUCCUCCUCCUCCUCUUCCUCCUCCUCUUCCUCCUCAUCAUCCUCCUCCUCUUCCUCCUCAUCAUCCUCCUCAUC